AUGUUUCGAAACAUAACGCCAGAGAAAGCGAUCGCGUUUACUCGAAUGAGCGUCGCGCCUGCAGUAUUCUUACCGCUUUCCUCGCAAACAACUAAGCUGCUGACGACUGGCUACAAGGUCUUCAAAAUUUUAGUGCUCCUCAACUCGUUCCUUUUCCUCCUACCUUUAAUUAACGCUUUGUACACGUACAAUGACCCCGCGAAUGUUUCUGAGUCCAUUUGUUUUUUGUUAGCCGAGGUGCAGUUUAUAGUGAACACGAUUAUUAGUAUUACUCACUACGACCGGUUCCAGGGGGUAGUGGAAGGCAUGCAAACGUACUGCAAGAACGCAAAUGUUCGGGAGAGAGUCAUAUUACAGUGGUACGUCGAUCAGUUCUCCACGUUCUACGGAGUGUCAGCAACAUGGUUCUACUUGACGGCGAUACUAGUCAUUCUAGGAACAUUUUUCUCGUCCCAUCCAUUUCCGACAAACGCCGUAUACCCAAUCGCCGUUGAUUACCAACCUCUAAUGAGCAUAGUAUUUCUGCAUCAAUCGGUCAUCGGUUUACAAUUUUCCGCGACCGUGUGUGUUAGCGUGCUUUGCGCUCUGCUGUUGCUGUUCGCCUCGGCAAGGUUUGAGAUCUUGAAGAUGGAGCUGAGGGAGGUUAAGAAGCCUAGCGAGUUGAUAAAGUGUAUGGAAAAGUAUUAUACCGUGAGAAGGUAUGCAUGUGACGUGGUCAACACUAUUAAAUACUUACCUAUGUGUACAGUUAUCAUGUGCGGUGUGAUACUUGUAUUUUGCGGGAUAAAGAUAAUACAACCACAACCCUUCACAUCGAGGUGCCAGUACUUAUCUAUAGUGUGGACUGCGUUGGUGGACGUUUUCGUUUGUGCCUGGCCCGCUGAUCAUCUACUGAGUAUAAGCCAGAAUGUUAUGGAAGGUAUAUACGAAUCAACGUGGUUUGAUCGAGGUUCGAGCAUGCAGAGAGACGUGAGAAUUAUGUUGCUGCCACAACCACCAGUGGCCAUUAAAGUCGACUGCAUUAUCCCGGCACUCUCGUUGAAUUACUUUUGCUCGGUAUGA
Molecule: messenger RNA, 1062 nt
Organism: Megachile rotundata (alfalfa leafcutting bee)
Lineage: Eukaryota; Metazoa; Arthropoda; Insecta; Hymenoptera; Megachilidae
Biological process (GO): detection of chemical stimulus involved in sensory perception of smell; sensory perception of smell
Cellular component (GO): plasma membrane
Molecular function (GO): olfactory receptor activity; odorant binding
Source: RefSeq, a predicted model, not a curated record